Pogoniulus pusillus (Red-fronted tinkerbird) is the source of this 715-nucleotide messenger RNA. RefSeq names its product solute carrier family 66 member 3 (gene SLC66A3). The record is from RefSeq and is a predicted model, not a curated record. NCBI's taxonomy places the organism in Eukaryota, Metazoa, Chordata, Aves, Piciformes, Lybiidae. Bases 18 to 623 code for a protein of 201 amino acids. The transcript has 7 exons.
UUCCGGGCCGCAGCGGGAUGGCGCCGACGCUCUUGGACCUGGCCCACUGGAGCACCUGGGCAGUGUGCACGGUGAUCAAGGUGCCGCAGCUGGCGGCGGUGCUGGCGGCCAGGUCGGCGCGGGGGGUCAGCGUGGGCAGCCUGCUGUUGGAGCUGGCCGGCUUCCUUGUGUUUCUGAGGUACCAGAUCUAUUAUGGUUACCCUCUGCAGACAUACCUGGAAUAUCCCAUCAUCAUUGCACAAGAUGUCAUUCUCCUUUGGCUUAUUCUGCAUUUCAGUGGGAACACGAAAGGAGCUUUGUUCUAUGCAGUCAUAUUCUGGGGGGGCUGGUACAUGCUAACACUGCAGAAGUGGAUAAUAGACCUGGCUAUGAAUCUCUGCACAUUCAUCAGUGCAGCCAGUAAGGUGGCUCAGCUGCGGUGCCUCUGGCAGACAAAAGAGUCUGGACAAGUGAGCGCCUUGACCUGGACUAUGUCUGCAUAUACCUGCGCAACCAGAAUAUUUACAACUGUAAUGACUACGAAUGAUCUUGUAGUUCUCAUCCGCUUCAUAACCAUGCUCAUUCUCAAUAUCUGGGUCACAGCCACAAUCCUCCACUACAGGAAAACUAAAAAGACUGAUUAGAAGACACUCAUCAGCACACAACAUAGUUACCAUCAAAAAAAACCCCAAUGCAAUUAAACUUAGCAAAGGUUGAGAGGACACUCUCUCUCCUC